Messenger RNA from Notolabrus celidotus (New Zealand spotty), 3532 nucleotides. RefSeq names its product transmembrane protein 87A-like. Gene Ontology annotation, biological process: retrograde transport, endosome to Golgi. The record is from RefSeq and is a predicted model, not a curated record. Bases 102 to 1817 code for a protein of 571 amino acids. The transcript is spliced from 19 exons. Gene Ontology annotation, cellular component: membrane; Golgi apparatus. Lineage: Eukaryota; Metazoa; Chordata; Actinopteri; Labriformes; Labridae.
CACCGCUCCCGGUCUCCUCUACUGGCAGCGUCGCGGCGACGCCUACAGGGGAGCGUUGACGCGGCGCCCCCUACAGCGGAGCGUUGACGCCUACAACGAACAUGGCUGCGGCAGUCAGGAUGGGGACGUGGAGCUGUCCGACCACAGGAGUUUUCUAUCCAUGGGGGAUCCUGGUUGUGGUCUUACUCAGCACCGUGGAAGCAGUCGUUGCUGCUCCAGAGCCCGGGCUUUGGAAGCUCCCUCUUGUUAAUACCUCCAGGCCGCUGCUGCUGAGGAAAUCGAUGUAUACAGACACUGACAUUCAGUUCAAAGUGGUGUCGUUCGGCUGUCCUGAGAAUGUGACCUUCACUGUUCACUGGAUGUUAAAAUAUUACCCCUGCCACAACGAGUUCAACAACAUAGAGGAAAUGUACGAGAGGACACCUUUAAGUCGGGGGGAGAGCCUGGACCCGAAUCCCCUCGGACAAGGAGAGUACAUCGAACACAAACACAGUCCCAUAACAUGCAACAACGGCCUGCGCUCGUUCCCAAUGUUCAAAAAAGCAAAGGCAGAACCACGCGCAGUCAGUCCUCCUGUGGAGGGAGAUGUUCCGGAUGAAAAUGACAGAAAGUGGAUCACUGAGGAGUACGCCGACAGCUCAGUGAAGAACAGCAGUUUAAAUAUCAAAGACAACGUCAUCGCGACGACAUGGAAGGACGGGCCUUACCUGCUGGUGGUUAAAAUCGUGUCCAGUAAACCGGACGCCAACUGGAACCUGACAGUUAACGUGGUGAUGAAGGGCAGCCAUGGAUACAUCUCUAUCACAGAAUGGCCUCUCAUGAUUUUCUACAUGGUGAUGUGCAUCGUGUACAUCCUCUACGCCCUGCUGUGGUUCCUGUGGGCCGCCUGCUACUGGAAGGACCUGCUGCGGAUCCAGUUCUGGAUCGCGGGGGUCAUUUUCCUGGGGAUGGUGGAGAAGGCCGUCUUCUGUGCCGAGUAUGAAAACACCAACUCUGUGGGCGCUGCUUCGACGGGCUUGUUGAUCUUCGCGGAGCUGGUCUCUGCCCUGAAGAGGACUUUGGCUCGAUUGCUGGUCAUCAUCGUCAGCCUUGGUUAUGGCAUCGUUAAACCUCGUCUGGGGACGGUGAUGCACAGAGUCGUGGGGCUCGGCGUCCUCUACUUUUCCUUUGCGAGCAUCGAAGGCGUCCUGAGGAUAACCGGGGCGAAAGACUCUGACUUGGCCCUGCUGGCCAACAUUCCCCUGGCUCUGCUUGACUCCUCUCUAUGCUGGUGGAUCUUUGUCAGCCUGGCACAAACCAUCAAGACUCUGAAGCUGAGGAGAAACCCUGUGAAGCUGUCUCUGUACAGACACUUUACCAACACGCUCAUAUUUGCAGUUAUUGCGUCCAUCAUCUUCAUGGGUUGGAUAGCAAAAAAGUUCCGCCUAGCAGACUGCCAGUCUGACUGGAUCGAGCUGUGGGUGGAGGACGCUUUCUGGAGGUUCUUGUUCUCUGUCAUUCUGUUUGUCAUCAUGUUCCUGUGGAGACCGUCUGCCAAUAACCAGAGGUAUGCGUUCACACCUCUCAUCGAUGACUCAGACGAUGAGGAGAUCGAGGAGUUCACCGCCUCUGCAAACAUCGCUGAUGGCAUUAAGUUGAGGUCGACCAAAAGUGAGACGAAUGGUUCAGUGAGGCCUCCAGAGCCGAACCCGGAUGAUGACUUGAAGUGGGUGGAAGAUAACAUUCCUAGCUCUCUGACUGAUGUAGCUCUACCCGUCCUGCUGGACUCAGACGAGGAAAUCAUGACGACCAAGUACGAGAUGUCGAAGCUGGAGUGAGGCGGACCGUCUCCAGACCUGGGCUGAAACGGACUCUUGACUCGGCCGCAGCCUGCUCCAGGAUUUCCAGAUGAGUGGUGGUGACGGUGUGCCAUUAGAGGUUUCAGUGGACCCUCCUUCAUGUCCUGUUGAUACUUGGCCGGGUGGAGCAGACCACAGUUUAGGAGGACUACUGCUUAUUUCCUCAUGUGUUCUUCAGAGCCACAGACUCUGUGAGAGAAGAAGUCUUUUCACUGACCAACUGUUCCCCUGAUCCGAUCACUUUGAGCCUUUCUUUCCAAAGAGAACGUUCCUUUUUUUAUCAAGUGCUGUAUUUAUUUCUGUCCUGUCCAUUUGACUUUCUUUAAUCAGAGGAUGAAGAACAGAGGGUCUCCUUCAUGCAUGAACAAACACUCAGAGUGUGUUUGGAGUGUUUGCUUGUAAUAAGAUUUUAUUUAUGAAGCGAUAAGAAAUGAGGAGUUCUCUCUCUCUGAGGUGAUUACUCAAAGGAUGAAUUAUCAAAGAUAUUUUUAGGACCUGAAGAAAGAGGAGAGAUAAGAUUUCAACACUCCUUAGAACAUGUUGUCCGCUGUUGUUCCUCACCAGUAUACAGUAGUGAAGUUAACCUGUAGUUUCAUCCCGAUCCCGUCUUUAAAACCCUGAGACGAGGAAACAUUGAAACUCUUUUACUCUGAUUAGCACAUUCGCUCUUCUGCACUUUGAGGAUCAAAGCUGUGCCUCCGAGUGGUUCCUGUUUGAGUCUGAACCUGUUCAGGUCAGUAAGGAUUAAUAGGUCUGAUUCAUGUCCCUGAUUGAAUCCACUCCUCAUCCUCAGUAUUGUGUGAGUGAAUGUGCGUCAGAGCGAUGAAGCACAAACACGUGAUUUUGUACAUUUUAAAGUGAAAUGUCAGAAAGUUUGUGGGUGUAAAUUUGGGGUUUUUGAAUCUACUGUGUGUGUGUGUGUGGGUGGACAGGUUUGGUGUCUUAUGAAAUAAGGAGCAAUAUAUUGUCCGUCUGUUAAUGUAGAGUUAAUAAGUCAUUAUUUAUUUGGGGUUUAAGUGUACUUAUAAGUUGUGUAAGUGUGUGUUCACCCAUGUUUACUCUUUUAGUGUGUUUACAAUGUGUGCUUCCAUUUUUUUUUACAUGCAUUGGACCCUAAAACUAUCUGGACACAUCACUGAUUCUUGAUUUGAUGAUAGAGUUGCUGCGUUCUUCUCACAGACACCUUACAGCAGUUUUUAAACGAGUCUUAAUGUUUGUUUUCAGUUCUUUAAAGAUGGCCGACCUGGUGUUUUCUGUCUGUGUGGUGUCAGAGGAGAGACUCUUCUUCUCUCUGUGUGUCGUCUCCAGUAAUGUCAUGUGGUUAGCAACAGCACACGCUAAUCACCGGGGUAUUUAUGGUCUCUGUUCCCUCCUUUGGUCGGGGAAACCUGGAGUAACCGUGCUUCUGAUGGCACGCUGUCCUGUUAUGUAAGCCUGCAGACACCUGCAGUGGACCUCUGUUUAUUUGGACAGAUGGGUUUUGGCUGAUUCCUGUUAUUUCAUAAUUCCACAGGUGGAGGAGAGGAGUCUGGAUUAUAUGACUCCCUCUCUUUGUGUCAUGAAGAUCUGGGCUUGAACUUUUCAUACCAGCAGUGUUCUUCUCUCUGCACUCAGAAAAACAUGAACACAGACAAAUGUUUGAAAUCUGAUUUCCGGUAUUCAUUUGAAAAUAAAAGUCCAUUUGAAUAUGUUGA